ACAAAUGCGGAUUUCUCGUGUUUUUGUUUCCAAAAUAAACAAAAAUAAGUUAUAAUAUCAAUAGUUUGACUGAAUACGUAUUAGAGGCUUAUAAACUAAGUCGUUUGCAGUGUGUGUGAUAAUUACAAUGAUUUUAUUUCAAUAAACUUUUUGUUUUUUCACAUUCUCACUUGCCGGGUUUGCCCUAGUUUGAUACUCAAAAACUAACAAUGGUAUCUACAAGAGGAUUACGCUAUAAGUUUAGUGAAGGUGAAAGAGUACUAUGCUAUGAACCAGAUCCGACGAAAGCAAAAGUGCUCUACGAUUCCAAGGUUUUAGAGGUGAUAGAGAGUAAAGACAAGCGUGGACGUCGUACGGUGGAAUAUCUGAUCCACUUCCAAGGCUGGAACUCGUCCUGGGACAGGUGUGUCAGCGAGGACUUUGUGCUGAAAGACACAGAGGAGAAUCGGCAGCUGCAGCGGGAUUUGGCAGAGAAGUCGCAGCUCCAAUUAGGAGCAUAUCUGUAUCGAAGAGAGCGCAAGAAGGGGAGCACUUCAAAUUCUGGAGCUGGUGCUGCGAAGAGAGUGAGACAUGGCUUCAGCGACGAUGGCUCUACCAGUAGCACACCCCCAGAUGAUGGAGAAAUCGGUGACACUGACUCCUCAUCGGGCUCAGGUUCCAGUGCACAGCCACAAUCUCCACCUAACCCACAUGCUGGGAGGGCCAGCAUUACAUUACAAUCUGCACUGAGGGACCGUCUUACCUUCGACUACCAUCUCGUCGUAAAGCGUGGCCGCCUCGCGCGUCUGCCCGCGUCGCCGUGCGUCGCGCAGAUACUGGAGGGCUUCGUGCGGUGGUUCGCGCGCGCCGGCGCCUGGCGCACGCCCGCGCGCCGCCACGAGCCGCCGCCCCGACCUGAUAUGCUGGACGUCACUUGCAGGUUGAACCUGCUGCGCGAGGUGGCGGACGGCUUGCGCGUGUACUUCGACUUCGUGCUGCGCAGCCACCUGCUGUACCGCCGCGAGCGACAGCAGUACGCCGACCUGUGCGGACAGUUCGCCGACGAUCGCGAAAUAAAGAGUUCACCUGACGACGAGAAGGAGAACUACAGCCAGGAGGAGCUGAUGAUGCUGAUGGAGCUGCGCAGCCCGCGCCUACCCGACUACAGCCACCUGCCGCCAGACCCCGACGACCACUACGAGGAAGACAUGCAAGAUGACGACCAGAAUAAUGAUGAUGAGGAGAGAAGCGAAACACAUGAUAAGAAACCGGAGUCCCUCUGCGAGGAGAGCAGUAGCCAGGGCCGGGAGAGCACCAGCCAAGGCCGAGAAACCAGCCAAGGACGAGAAAGCAACAGCCAAGGACGUGAGACCAGCCAAGGCCGAGAAACCAGCCAAGGCCGAGAAACUAACAGCCAAGGUCGAGAUACCAACAGCCAAGAUCGGGAGACAAAUAAUAAAGGCGGGGAAAGUAAUAGCCAAAGCCGAGAAACCAACAGCAGAGACAGUAAGCAGGAGAAACCAGAGUCCAGAAGUGGGAAUGUAGCUAGAAGGUUACGGUCGCACAAGUCGGCAGUGUCGCAGUCUGAGAACGACGCGCCCUCCACCUCCGCCGACCACAAGACCUUCGAGACGCUCUCAUCCAGUGUGGGCAGUAGCGGAUCGUCGGUCAGCGAGGCGUGGGCGUCCCGCCGGCCCGCCGCCCCCGCGCCCCCCACACCCGCCACCACGCGCACGCCGCUCUCGCAGCUACUAGAUAAGGUGGGCAAGUGGCAGAUAGUGCCGCGCGAAAACACAGAACACCUGCCGUGCAGAGUCUACGGCGCCAUACAUCUAGCCAGACUGUUCGUGAAACUACCAGACUUUUUGAACGCAACACAGAUGCCAGAUUUAAAACUGAAACUGAUAUUAAAACAUAUUGAUGUCUUCGUUCACUAUCUGGAAGACCACAGCGAAUGGUUCGGCGAAAUGUACUACAUCAACGACGGUAUAUCUCGCUCACACUGAACCGGCUUAACUAGAAUCAUCAUGUAAUAAAGUAUGAACAAACCCCCUUACUAAUUUAAAUAUUUACAUAGCGAACUAUACAAGAUUUGCUAGUCUCUGUCUGGCUUAGGGUCAAUUUAUAAAAGCGCAGAGUCGAAGCGCGUCGAAGCGUCAAAUUCGCAACAAGUCAAACAAAUGCGCGCGGAUUCGCCAGAGUGCCUACAGAGAUGACGCGUAGAUUCGCUUGUGUGCGCUUGGAUGCGCGAGAACGCACCAAAAAGCGGUGGUCAAGCGAAUUCGCGAAAGUGCGCGCGGAUGCGUGCGCCUUUUUAAAUUCUCAGAAGUAAUAUGUGCGUUAACACUUUGGAGUUAAGGUUAAAUUUGAUAUGUUCAGUUUUAAUAAUUCGCUUCGAUGCGCUUCGACUCUGCGCUAGUAUAAAUUGACCCUUAUUGGAAACAAGUUGAACCCGCAUUUAUUUUAAAGAUUUUAUAUACCAUUUUGUC
Molecule: messenger RNA, 2468 nt
Organism: Aricia agestis (brown argus)
Lineage: Eukaryota; Metazoa; Arthropoda; Insecta; Lepidoptera; Lycaenidae
Gene: msl-3
Product: male-specific lethal 3 homolog
Exons: 13
Coding region: 210-1985 (591 amino acids)
Biological process (GO): chromatin organization; regulation of DNA-templated transcription
Cellular component (GO): MSL complex; nucleus; NuA4 histone acetyltransferase complex
Source: RefSeq, a predicted model, not a curated record